Molecule: messenger RNA, 719 nt
Organism: Pocillopora meandrina
Lineage: Eukaryota; Metazoa; Cnidaria; Anthozoa; Scleractinia; Pocilloporidae
Source: the annotation of a GenBank genome assembly
AUGGAUCUUUACAACUAUAACUUUACCUUUCGGCGCGACGAUGCGAAAGGUCUGACUGAGGAUGAGUUUGGAAAAAUGAUGGACUACUACCAAAUAUCAGAAGCGCAACGUUACGGAUCGAGGGCCCGGUCGCUUGUCAUUGAUCACCAAGAAUCAGGUCCCAUACGAAAGACCAUUCUAAUAUUUGCCCGAUCAAAAAAACAUCGGUAUGAUGUUGUUGUGGCUGAAGGGAAGAUGUCGAUCAAUGUGGACUGGGAAAGGUAUUGCUCUUCGCUUUUAUUUUGGCAUGUUCGUCUUCCAUUGUUUAUCGCUAUUUUUCGUUGCAACAAAAUACAACAGGCACUCACCUAUAUAAAGACGCUCUCGUUCUCUUCUACUUUUUUUAAAAAUUAUUUACCUGGUCUUUUCUCGGCAGGACUGGAUUGGCUGCAGGCAUCUCAAGUAUCAUAACUGGGGCUGUUUACUAUGCGAUUGGUUCUAUUCUGGGGAUUACGGUUGGAGUUCUAGGUUUACUUAGAAUUGGGAAUAACAUAAUUACCGGCCCAAACGAAGAUGUCAUUAACCGUUUCAUGGCUAUGCAGCUGAUUGAAACUCAAGAUUUGGUCGUGAAAAAACAUGGCAAACUUGCAUUUGUGCAUGGUAGACAUCAUACUCUCCUAGAUGAUGAUCCUAGCACUGAUCAUUCAUCAUGUUGCAUUAGCUGCUUCCCCUUCAAAUAA